This is a messenger RNA of Diospyros lotus (date-plum), 3661 nucleotides long. RefSeq lists its product as uncharacterized. The transcript has 6 exons. The record is from RefSeq and is a predicted model, not a curated record. Gene Ontology annotation, biological process: DNA integration. Lineage: Eukaryota; Viridiplantae; Streptophyta; Magnoliopsida; Ericales; Ebenaceae. Gene Ontology annotation, molecular function: nucleic acid binding. The coding region runs from base 794 to 3661 and encodes 955 amino acids.
GUGACUGUCGUACGGUCUACCUUAGGCCGCCGGCGAGUCUCUCCUACCCACUGACCGUUGACCGGUGCCAGGCACUGCUAACUUGCUUAGCCGUUAUGUGAUUAUAGCAUGCCUGCUUAUAUUUUAUUCUCGUUGCAUGGCUUGAUGUGCACAUGGGUACGGGCUGCAUGUUGGGAUUAACAUGAUUUGGUUAUGCUUGGUCACGGGCAUUUUAGCUUGAUUAUGAUGCAUCCAGCACGGGCAUAUGCAUCGUGUGUGGCUUACUAUAUGGGCGGAGCAUGGCCUGAUGCUUGGAUGUAUGGGCGCCUGGUAUCACGUUGAUGCUCACUACGCCAUUGCAUUUUAUGUGCAUUGCAUGGCUACUGAUAGUAUUUAGUUCUCGGACGGGAGUACCGUUCCGAGGGAGCCUAUGGCUCGGUUGUCGGGAGUACCGACGUGGAUACGGGUGACGGGAGUACCGCCCCGGGACAGUGCGCACAGGUUUGUUGAGGAUAUUGUUGCCUUCCAGGGCAGCGGCAGGUUGGUAUGGGACUUGGGUGCCAGGUGUCUUGUGUGGGCCCCAAGGACCGGUAUGUGCUUUCACUAUACUGCACUGUUGUGUUGUAGCGUCUCAUGACUUGUGUGUACUUGUGGGGCUGUGUUUGGGAUGGUCUCUUCUUUUAUUUAUAGCCUUUCAUUUCUUAUAAACUUGCUGAGUCUUGCGACUCACCUUGCUUUCCAUCAUUCCAGGUAAGGGUAAAGCAAAGGCCGAGGGCGAGGAUCGUUCCAUUUAGCAGCCGGCCGCGUUGGUAUCAUGGACGCACGACGUGGGCGAGGUCGUGGUAGACCGUCGGCACGAGGUAGAGGACACCUUGUCCCUACUCCGGAGGUUCAGGCUACAGGUGCGGGAGAGCAGAGACAGCCAGGGCCACCAGAUAUGCAGGAGACAUUAGCGGGUAUUUUACGAGCUGUAGAUGUACUGGCAGCAUCUCAGUUGCGACAGGAGCGCAGACAUGAUGAUAGGACCGCUACGGCCCAGGCGUCGCAUUCAGGUACGUCGGGAACAGGGGACGGUUCAGGUGCUACAGUGCUUAGAGAUUUUAUGGCCUUGCGACCACCAGAGUUUAGUGGAGGCGCUGAUGCGACGGUGGCUGAGGAUUGGUUACUAGCGGUGGAGAAGCAUUUGAGAUCCAUAGACUGUGCAGAGGCCCACAGAGUUCGGCUGGGGACUUUCUUGUUACGAGGUGACGCCGAGCGGUGGUGGGAGACCACCAGACAGAGAUAUGGCGAUGGAGGUCCGUCAUGGGCACAGUUCGUCGAGGCGUUCAAUGAGACCUAUGUACCAGCUUGGAUCAGAGAGCAGAAGGUGUUUGAGUUCAUUGAGUUACAACAGGGCAGUAAGACAGUUACACAGUACGAGACUGAGUUCGUGGCAUUGUCUCGUUAUGCUCCUGAGUUAGUGACCCCUGAGUCGCGUCGAGUUAGCAAGUUUCAGAGGGGGUUACGACCAGAGAUCCGUCAUGCCAUGGCUGGUAUUGAGGCCCCUGACUUCCCUACGGCUGUUCAGCGAGCCCACGCGGUGGAGAGGGAUCAAUUGGAGGCCCGAGCAGAGCAGUUAGUCUUGAAGGGUGCAGGGAGCAGCAGUAAGAAGAGGAAGUGGGAUGCAGGCAGCCAGAGUUCGGGAUUUCCACAGUGCCGGCAGUGCGGGCAGAGACACCAGGGGCAGUGUCGGGAGAGGGGCCACCGAGCGAACAGGUGCACCCAACCAGCACAGAGUGGAGGGCCACGGACUGGAGGUGUGGGGCCCAGACUAGUUCAGAGACAGUCUGCACCUAGGACGCAGGGUGCAGGAGCACCAUUACCUCUUCCAGCAGCACAGCGCCCAGGACCUACAGAGAGAGUUCAGAUGCAGGGACAGGCAUUUGCAGUUCAGAGGGACAAUGGUUUGCUAUUGUUUCGUGGACGGAUCUGUGUGCCGAGGGACAGUGAUAUCAGGCAGAGGAUCCUAGAGGAAGCUCAUCGUUCUCCCUAUACUAUCCAUCCUGGAGCGACGAAGAUGUACCAGGGCUUACGACGUCAGUAUUGGUGGAGCGGCAUGAAGAGGAGCGUAGCAGAAUUUGUAUCGCGAUGUUUAGUGUGCCAGCAGGUUAAGGCUGAGCACCAGAGGCCUGCAGGAUUGUUACGACCUUUAUCUGUGCCGGAGUGGAAGUGGGAACGCAUAGCUAUGGAUUUUGUCUCAGGAUUGCCACGAUCCAGCCGGGGGUAUGAUUCGAUAUGGGUGAUUAUCGAUCGGUUGACUAAAUCAGCGCACUUCUUACCUGUCAAGAAGACCUAUCCGAUUCAUCGACUGGCCAAGCUUUACAUUGAUGAGGUGGUGAGACUGCACGGAGUCCCAGCUAGUAUUGUGUCAGACAGGGAUCCUCGGUUUACCUCACGAUUUUGGGAGGCGUUGCAGAGUGCUAUGGGGACCCAGCUGACUUUCAGUACAGCCUUCCAUCCUCAGACUGACGGGCAGUCGGAGCGGACCAUUCGGACUUUGGAGGAUAUGCUCCGCGCCUGUGUACUGGACUUUCAUGGGAGCUGGGAUGACCAUUUGUCGUUGGUGGAGUUUGCUUACAAUAAUAGCUUCCAGGCCAGCAUUGGGAUGGCACCAUUUGAGGCAUUAUAUGGGCGGCCGUGUAGGUCACCGCUUUGCUGGACCGAGACUGGGGAGCGAGCGUUACUUGGACCGGAGUUGGUGGAGCAGACGACAGAAAAGAUCCAGUUGAUUCGGGCUAGGAUGAAGGCAGCUCAGGAUCGUCAGAAGAGUUAUGCUGAUAGACGACGCCGAGAUUUAGAGUUUGAUGUGGGUGAUCAUGUUUUCCUUCGAGUUAUGCCGAUGAGGGGUGUUCGACGCUUCGGAGUAUCUGGCAAGUUGAGUCCUCGCUAUGUGGGACCGUUCGAGAUAUUGGAGCGAGUCGGAUCGUUGGCAUACCGGUUAGCUUUACCCCCUCAGUUAGCCCAUGUACAUGAUGUCUUUCAUGUUUCUAUGCUCCGCAAGUACGUGGCAGAUCCCGGGCAUGUCAUUGAUUAUCAUCCGCUCGUGGUGCAAGAGGAUUCGUCGUACAUCGAGUUGCCUACCAAUAUCGUGGAUCGAAAAGAAAAAGCAUUAGGUGAUACUAGUGAAGCUAUGAUUCUAUUAAACUCAUUACCUGAUGACUAUGAUGUUGUAAAGCAUGCUUUGCGUUAUACUGGUAUAGUCCCUAGUAUGGAACUUGUUAUUUCUGAAGAAACAAACCAACAUAGUACCACAGAUAAUUUUAUCAGCUUAAGAGGAACUCAAAUUGAGGUAGAGCACUCGGCUAUAAAUGAUAACCCACUUGGUGCUCCAGUUAUACUAGAACCUCAACAAGAACGUGAUCCCUCUCCUAUAUCAAACUUAGACCAGACCUUUGAUCAUGAGACUGAUCAUGAUGAACAAAAUGGUGAAACUGAGAUUCAGGUGGAGCAGCAUGACUCCCUUCAACAUGAUCUUGGUGAUUACCAACUUGCUCGAGAUAGAAGCAGGAGGAUUGUAAGACCUCCUGCUAGGUAUGCUUAUUCAGACUUAAUAUAUUGUGCCUUGAUAGCAGGUGUUGAAAUGAGAAGCAGUGAGUAUUUCUCUUAUGAAGAGGCUAUCAGCUCUAAGGACAGUAAAAAAUGA